AUGGGCCCCAGCCGCGUCCCGGCCUCCUCCUUCCACAGCAGCGCGGCGGCCCGCGCCAAGGAGGACUACUACCAGGUGCUGGGGGUGCCGCGCUCGGCCAGCCAGAAGGAGAUCAAGAAGGCCUACUACCAGCUGGCGAAGAAAUACCAUCCCGACACAAAUAAGGAUGACCCCAAAGCGAAGGAGAAGUUCGCGCAGCUGGCAGAAGCCUACGAGGUAUUAAGCGACGAAGUGAAGCGGAAGCAGUACGACGCUUAUGGCACAGCUAGUUUUGAUCCCGGCGCAACAGGCGCCGGUGCCGGUGCUGGGCGCCAGUACUGGAGCAGCGGUCCGUCGAUUGAUCCGGAGGAGCUUUUCAGGAAAAUCUUCGGCGAAUUUUCGGGGUCCCCUUUCGGCGAUUUCCAGAACGUCUUCGACCAGCCGCAGGAGUACAUCAUGGAACUGACCUUCACCCAAGCUGCAAAAGGUGUUAACAAGGAGAUCGUGGUGAACAUCAAUGACUCCUGCGAGCGGUGUGGAGGGAAAGGCAACGAGCCUGGUACCAAAGCGCAGCACUGCCACUACUGCAACGGCACCGGCAUGGAAACGAUAAAUACGGGCCCCUUUGUAAUGCGAUCUACGUGCCGACGGUGUGGCGGUCGUGGUUCCAUCAUCACGACCCCGUGCGUAGUGUGCCGAGGAACGGGGCAAACCAAACAGAGGAAGACGGUGGUGGUUCCGGUGCCAGCUGGUGUUGAGGAUGGGCAGACAGUUCGGAUGCCUGUGGGGAAGAAGGAAAUUUUCAUUACGUUCAGGGUUCAAAAAAGUUCCGUGUUCAGAAGAAAUGGAGCAGAUAUCCAUUCAGACCUCCUUAUUUCCGUAGCACAAGCUGUUCUGGGAGGUACAGCCAGAUGUCAAGGCUUGUACGAGACAAUCAAUAUCACGAUACCCCCCGGUAUUCAGCCAGACCAGAGAAUUCGCAUGAGUGGGAAAGGCAUUCCCAAGGUGAAUAGUUACGGCUACGGAGACCACUACAUUCACAUAAAGAUAAAAGUUCCUCAGAGGCUGACGGAUCGCCAGAGAGCCUUAAUGAUGAGCUAUGCCGAGGACGAGACCGAUGUGGACGGCACAGUGAACGGAGUCACAAAUACAGCAUCAGGUGGGCUGGGGGAAUGA
Oxyura jamaicensis (ruddy duck) is the source of this 1155-nucleotide messenger RNA. It is a transcript of the gene DNAJA3, whose product is annotated as DnaJ heat shock protein family (Hsp40) member A3. Gene Ontology annotation, biological process: negative regulation of apoptotic process; protein folding; response to heat. The coding region runs from base 1 to 1155 and encodes 384 amino acids. Gene Ontology annotation, molecular function: heat shock protein binding; ATP binding; protein kinase binding. Gene Ontology annotation, cellular component: mitochondrion. The record is from RefSeq and is a predicted model, not a curated record. The transcript has 10 exons. Lineage: Eukaryota; Metazoa; Chordata; Aves; Anseriformes; Anatidae.